AUGGCAGCCGACGAAGAAAAGGUGGCUCUGGGAACUGCCCCAGGCGCUUCAACACCGCCCGCAACUACAGCACCGUCAACUGAACCGACCAUCUCAACACAGACUAAGGAGACGAACAACGAGAUCACAGACGACAACGAGGAUACAACAGACGAGGACGACAACAACAACGGCGACGAUGGCGACGACACCCGCGAUGCGGGCCCGUACGAAGUUGUCGCGAUCGAGCAGGUCGAUGCCGCCGGCCUCUCAGCGGCCGAAAAGGGCGUCGCCGGCAUCGUCGACAAGGACGAGGCACGGCUCGACGGGAACGAGGUCGUCCACCACCCAAGCGGCAGCCGUAUCUCGGCCACCCUGUCACGCAUAGCCAGCAACGCCAGCUCGGCGGUCCGCAGCAGAACGAGCAACGCCAACAGGGCCGCCGCGGCCGCUGCACGCCUCGCCGCGUCGCCGAUCCCGCUCAUGGACCUGGACAAGGGCAUCGUCGGAUGGGACGCGCCCGACGACCCCCACUACCCGCUCAACUUUGCGCCGCGCCGCAAGUGGCUCCUCAUUGUCUUUUUGGCGUGCAUGACCCUCAUGACGCCCUUUGCGUCGUCCAUCCUGGCGCCCGGCAUCAAGUACAUGGAUGCCGACUUCAACAACGACGACUUGACGACUGGCUCGCUGGCCGUGAGCAUCUAUCUCUUAGGCUAUGCUGUCGGACCACUAUUUCUUGCCGGCAUGUCCGAGCUGUACGGCCGUCACGUCGUGCUCUCGGCCUCCAACAUAUUCUUUUGUGCCUGGCAGAUUGGCUGCGCGCUGGCACCGUCCUUGCAAAGUUUGAUCGUGUUCCGCGUCCUGGCUGGCAUUGGUGGCAGUGCGUGCAUAAGUUUGGGCGGUGCCGUGAUUGGUGAUCUUUUCCCGAUCGAAGAGAGAGGCUUGGCUUUGUCCAUCUGGACCGUCGGCCCGCUUGUCGGCCCGUCCGUCGGUCCCAUUGCCGGUGCUUGGAUUGCCCAGACCAUCGGCUGGCGCUGGGACUUCUGGAUCGUCCUCAUCCCCGGCGCCAUCAACACCAUCGUCAUUGCCGUCUUCAGCUCCGAAACCAGCCACCACGUCCUCAUCCGCCGCAAAGUCACGCGCCUCUCCAAGGAGCUGGGCCGCAACGACCUGCGCAGCUGCUACGACAACCCGGACAAGCCCCGGCCCACAACCCGCCGCGCCCUGCUCCUGGGCCUCAUCCGCCCGCUCAAGAUGCUCGCCCUGUCGCCCGUGCUGCUCGUCAUCUCGAUCUACACGGCGUUCGCGUACGGCGUCCUCUACCUGCUCUUCAACACCAUCCCCAUGGUCUUCCAGGAGGGCUACCACUGGAGCAUCGGCAUCACGGGGCUCGUGUACAUCCCCAUGGGUCUCGGAUACUGCGCUGGCCUCCUCCUCUUUGCCAACAUCUCCGACAGCACCGUCGUCCGCCUGACCAAGAAGAACGGCGGCGUCUACGAGCCGGAAAUGCGUCUUGUUGACUGCAUCUACUUUGCCUGCUGCCUGCCCAUUACCUUUUUCUGGUACGGCUGGUCCGCCGACAAGCAAGUCCACUGGAUUGUCCCCGUGCUAGGCCUGUUCCCGUACGGGUUUGCCGUGAUCGGCGUCUGGCAGCCGUCUCAGGCCUAUGUCAUCGACGCCUACGGUCACUAUGCCGCGAGUGCCACCGCCGCCUUUACCGUCUUCCGAUCCGUCGUGGCCGCCUUCUUGCCGUUGGCGGGCCCGACCAUGUACGCCACGCUGGGUGUGGGCUGGGGCAACAGCCUGUUGGGCUUUAUUUGCAUUGCGCUCAUCCCCGUGCCGCUGCUCAUCUACCGCUUUGGUGCUUACCAGCUUACCAGCUUACAGCUUGCUGUCCCGCUGGGCCGGCACCUGCAGCGGGUCGUACACCUUGUGCGCCAGCUUGUCGUCCGGCACGCCGUUGGGGUGGCUCGUCAGCGACCGCGUGUCCACCAGCUCCGGGCCCAGGUCGUCCACCGUCCGCGCGCCCACCAGCCGCAUGUCCAUCUCCAGCUCGUCCUUGAGCAGCGCCAUGGCCCGGUCCACGCCCUCGAGGCCGUACGCCGACAUGGCGUACAAAAAGGGGCGGCCGAUGCCGACGCCCUUGGCGCCGAGGCACAGCGCCUUCAAAAUGUCCGUCGCGCGCCGCAGGCCGCCGUCCACGUACACCUCGAUGCGGCGGUCGAGCCCGCGCGCGCGCAGCACGGGCAUGGUCUCGGCCAGCACCUCGAGCGCCGACCGCGCAAAGUCGAGCUGGCGGCCGCCGUGGUUGGAGAGCACGACGCCGUCGACGAGCCCCGUCUCGGCGGCGCGCACGACGUCCUCGACGCGCUGCACGCCCUUGAGGACAAUGGGCAGGCGCGUGACCGAGCGGAACCACGGCAGGUCGUCCCAGCAGAGGCUCGGGUCGAUGAAGGAGCUGAUGGCGCGCGCGGCGCCCUGCGACGUGUCCGAGGCCAUGCCCUCCUUCUUCUGCACGGAGCUGCCGCCGCCGCCCAGCGCGGCCGCCUUGGCGCGCAUGUCCUUUUCGCGGCGGCCCAGCUGCGGCGCGUCGACCGUAAUAAAGAGGGCGCGGCAGCCGCGGGCCUCGGCGUGCUGGAUGAUCUUGCGCGUAAUCUCGCGGUCCUUGUUGACGUACAGCUGCAGCCACUGGUAGGGGUUGCCCGGCCCGGCGGCGGCGUCCAUGAUCUCGUCAAAGGAGCACGAGGCCAGCGUCGGGAUCAUCUGCACGACCUGGUGGCGCGCCGCGGCCUUGGUCAGCACCGUCUCGCCCUCGGGGUGGCCCAGCUUGCCGAGCGCCGUGGCCGUCACGUAAAAGGGCGCGGCCACGCGCGCGCCAAACAUGCGCGUCGACAGGUCGACACGCUCGACGUCGACGAGGACGCGCGGGCGGAACCAGACGCGCUGGAAGGCCGCACGGUUCUCCCGCAGCGAAAUCUCGUCGUCGGCGGCGCUCGAGUAGUAGGCCCAGGCGCCGCGCUUCAUGACCCGGCGGGCGACGGCCUCAAAGUCGAGCAGGUUGUAGCAGCUGUCGACGGGCGGCAUGAGGGCGCGGGCCUCCGCGACGGCCUUGUCCUCGGCGGCCUCGGCCUCCUCCUCGGGGGUGCGCUUGCGGUUCUUGUCGGCCGCCGCGACGGCGUCCAUGUCGGCCACGGGGCCCAGGUGCUUGGACUUGUCGAGGUACUUGUCCAGGGUGUCGGGCGGGUGGACGGGUUCAAAGGCGGACGUGGCGUCGCGGCCGGCAUACUUGAGGAUGAUCUUUUGGCCGCCGGGGUGCUCGGGCAGGAACUCGGUGACGUCGUAGACGUUGCCGCGCACAAUGACCCAGCACGAGUCGGCGCUGUUGUGCUUGCCGAUUUCUGCUGCGGACAAGGCCAUUUUGCAGUGUGCGCUGGGAAGAGGGGAGAUCCGAGUUCCGGGUAUUGCUCGGCGAGUCGACUUCGCUGA
Sporothrix brasiliensis 5110 is the source of this 3465-nucleotide messenger RNA. RefSeq lists its product as uncharacterized. Gene Ontology annotation, biological process: transmembrane transport. The coding region runs from base 1 to 3465 and encodes 1154 amino acids. Gene Ontology annotation, molecular function: transmembrane transporter activity. The record is from RefSeq and is a predicted model, not a curated record. The transcript is spliced from 7 exons. Lineage: Eukaryota; Fungi; Ascomycota; Sordariomycetes; Ophiostomatales; Ophiostomataceae.